This is a messenger RNA of Musca domestica (house fly), 2348 nucleotides long. RefSeq names its product sodium-dependent nutrient amino acid transporter 1 (gene List). The record is from RefSeq and is a predicted model, not a curated record. The transcript is spliced from 10 exons. Gene Ontology annotation, molecular function: L-amino acid transmembrane transporter activity. Lineage: Eukaryota; Metazoa; Arthropoda; Insecta; Diptera; Muscidae. The coding region runs from base 394 to 2214 and encodes 606 amino acids. Gene Ontology annotation, cellular component: membrane. Gene Ontology annotation, biological process: sodium ion transmembrane transport.
AUCUGUUCAUAUUCAGCAUCCAUUAGCAGCGUUUGAAAUUUAAUACCCCUGUGACAUUGUCGGACGUCGUUUAACCGCCGUUUGUCCGCUAAUUUAACUACAAACAACACGGAAAAGAUUUGACGAAAUAGCUACAACAAAUUUGAUAUCAUUAUGGCAACAACAACACAAUAAAAAAGAGAAUCAUGAUAUACAAUUUAAUGAUUUUACACCUCGCCGUCAUAAACCAUAUCACGACUGGGGCAAUAGAUUUGUUUUCUCACAUCAUUAUCAUCAUCAUCUUCAAGACGAUGAAAAGCUUGCUCUCUUUUGAAUAAUAGUGGAUCAGUCAGUAUUGAAUUAAGCAGCCAGAUAGAUACAUCGGAACGAAAGUACGAAAGAAAAAAACUAAAGAUGACAGAUCUGGAAUUGCAAGGAGGUUUACUGGGCCAAGACCAAAACCAAAAAUCAAAAACAGAUUCCUCCAAGGCCAAAGAAACCUGGGGCAAUGACAUUGAAUUUCUAUUCUCCUGCAUUUCUCUUUCCGUGGGCUUGGGCAAUAUAUGGCGUUUCCCCUACAUUGCCUUUCAAAAUGGUGGCGGUACAUUUGUUAUACCCUAUCUAAUUGUUUUGCUGAUAAUUGGACGUCCCGUGUAUUAUUUGGAAAUAUUGCUGGGACAAUUUUGUGGCAAGGGAUGUAUCAAGGCCUUCGAUAUGGCACCGGUAAUGAAGGGUGUUGCUGCUGGCCAGGUAUUGGCAACUACCGCCUCCAUAACAUAUUACUCCAGCAUUAUGGCCCUGACUUUGAGAUAUUUGAUUGCCUCCUUUUCCAGUGUGCUGCCAUGGAGCACAUGUAAACCAGAAUGGGGUCCACAAUGUUUGGAAUAUACUCAGCAGGGAGAAAACAAUACAAGUAACUUAAAUUCUAGCGGCACAAUGUCACCAGCGGAAUUGUAUUUCGAAAAAGAAAUUCUCCAUGAAUAUGAGAACAUCAACGAGGGCAUUGGUCUACCCAAUUGGCAAUUGGUUGGCUGUUUGGCAGCUUCAUGGCUGAUUAUUGGUGGAGUGCUCAUAAGAGGUGUUAAAAGUUCUGGAAAAGCUGCCUAUUUCCUGGGCGUCUUCCCCUAUGUGGUGCUUAUUGUUUUGCUCAUUAGGGCUGUAACCUUGCCAGGAGCAUUGGAGGGGAUAAUUUACUUUUUUAAACCUCACUGGGAGGAAUUACUCAACCCCCUGGUCUGGUACGCUGCAGUAACUCAGGUAUUUUUCAGUUUGGCCAUAUGUUUUGGAACCCUCAUAACCUAUGCAUCCUACAACAAUUUCUCGAGGAAUGUGUACAACGAUAUUUUGAUCAUUACCACCAUGGAUUCAUGCUCCUCCAUUAUAGCUGGCUGUAUUACCUUUGGAAUAUUGGGCAAUUUGGCCUAUCAAACCGGCAACACAGACAUUGCUAGUGUAGUUAAAGGUGGUGCCGGCUUGGCAUUUAUAUCAUAUCCCGAUGCAAUUGCCAAAUUCGAUUUUAUACCACAGGCAUUCGCGGUUCUUUUCUUCUUAAUGUUAUUUGUCUUAGGCAUUGGAAGUACGGUGGGCAUGGGCAGCUGUAUAAUACGGGUGGUGCGUGAUCAAUUCGGCCACAUUGCAAAUUGGCCCUUGGCGUUGGGUUUGUCGGUGCUGGGUUUUACCAUUAGCAUUGUGUAUAUGUGUCCGGGUGGCCAGUUUAUAUUGAAUUUGGUGGACUUUUAUGGUGUCUCGUUUACGGCAUUGAUUUUGGCCAUUGGUGAGCUGUUGGCUUUGGGAUGGGUUUAUGGUGUUAAACGUUUCUGCGAGGACAUUAAAUUUAUGGUGGGCAUUAAAACUGGCCUCUAUUGGCGUUUAUGUUGGGGUCUCAUUACACCGGGCCUCAUGCUGUCGGUGCUUAUCUAUACCCUGCUUGAUUUGCAACCUUUGACCUAUAAAAACGUGGAUUAUCCCACAGUUGCCCAUGUUUUUGGUUGGUGUCUGGCUGCCUUGGGCCUGCUACAACUUCCCGGCUGGGCUGUGUAUGAAUAUUUCCAACAAAAUCGGGAUUUCAGUUUCAAAAAAAAAUUACGUAGCAUUUUCAAACCAUCUCUAGAAUGGGGACCCCAGGAUGCGAACACCAAUGAAGAGUAUCAGAACUAUCGUAAAAACUUGCAGGCAUCUAAAUCAACGGCCUACAAAAGGAUCUUUGGAAAAGCUUUUGAAAAUUUAUUUACUUGAAAUAGUUUACUAUUAAAUACAAAUAAGAUAAAAGAAAUAGUAGUUUUUCAGCAUUUUCUUCAGGGUAACAUGCCCUGCCGAGACUUCUGAAAAUUAAAAAAAAAGCAAUUACAAUUAAUUAAAAGAUAUAGCAA